This is a messenger RNA of Trichoplusia ni (cabbage looper), 2890 nucleotides long. RefSeq names its product metal transporter CNNM4-like. Gene Ontology annotation, molecular function: transmembrane transporter activity. The transcript has 14 exons. Gene Ontology annotation, biological process: magnesium ion homeostasis; transport. The record is from RefSeq and is a predicted model, not a curated record. Gene Ontology annotation, cellular component: plasma membrane. NCBI's taxonomy places the organism in Eukaryota, Metazoa, Arthropoda, Insecta, Lepidoptera, Noctuidae. The coding region runs from base 63 to 2849 and encodes 928 amino acids.
CAACGCGCGAGCGCGGCCAUCGCAGUUCAGUUCAGUUCACCUCGUUCAUUCGCGGAGGAGACAUGGCUCUAGUGAGAUUACGGACUAGUGAAUUGUUUCUAUUAUUAUUUUUAAUAAUUAACACGUGCGCCGUGACACCGCCAUGGAUAUUUUCUGUGAAGCCAAACUCUAAGAUAUGUGAUAAUAAUAAUUGUGUGUAUAAUUUGAAUGUGAACGCGAAGAAUGUUGAUGAGUGGUCACUGACACUGCACCCGGCAUCGGAACGAAAAUGUGAUUCGUAUUUUGUGAGUAAAUCUUUUGAGAACGUCGAUGUUGACGUUCCAAAUGAUGGCAGACCGGUGUAUUUCUGUGUUAAAAGUAAUGGUGAAUGGCAUCAACAAGGCGAGGCGGAAUACUUGGAUACUUAUGCCAUCCAGCCAGAUGAAAUACCAGAAGAAUACCCGAGCAAACCAAACGAAUACUCAUUGGAUGAACUCAAAAUUGAUCCCCAAUCUUACACAAAUUUAGUAAGAGAACGUCGUCAAGUAGAAGAUACUGUAGCUGAUGAAGUAACCACAGCAGCACCAGCCCCAAGCCCUGAAGGAACGGAGGAAGGAAAUGGAGAAAUAACGCCAACAAAUACUUCGGAGACAAGCUUAGGGCCGAAGGUCACAGUGGUACCUUCAGGACCUCUCAGGUUAAUGGGUUUGAGGGUCGAGGAGUCUGACAAGGAGCCGAAGAUAGUUGAUGAGCUGAUCCCAAGUGUGUUGACGCAGACGAAUUUCAUUCUGAGGUUGUUCGGUGAAGGCUUCACUAAUGAUACUACGAUUGCUUUCACACAUACUCCAGCUAAUUAUGGAAGUACUUGCGAUCAUUUAUUGAAUGGCGAAUAUAAGGUACUCUACACCGAAACCGACUCAGCACUACUCCAACUAGUCGCACCUCAACCCCUCGACGACUACAAAUUCUACAUCUGCGCUCGCAACUCCGUCAACGAACAUUUCAUCCAUCAAGGCCAAGAAAAAUGGAAGAUUUUGGCCACACACAACAAGCUAUUACCCCUCUGGGUCUCUCUCAUCCUUAUCGUCGUCCUCCUAAUGCUUGCCUCCCUCUUCUCCGGUCUGAACCUUGGUCUCAUGGCCCUGGAUCGCACUGAGCUAAAGAUUAUUGCUAACACGGGUACAGAAAAAGAGAGGAAAUACGCCAGAGCCAUCAUGCCGGUCAGAGCCCAUGGCAACUACCUUCUCUGCACCAUUCUGCUCAGUAACGUCGCUGUUAACAGCACUUUUACUGUCAUCCUGGAUGAUUUGACGUCUGGUCUGGUUGCUGUCAUCGGGUCGACAUUGGCUAUUGUGUUUAUUGCUGAGAUUACGCCUCAAGCUGUUUGUGCCAGACAUGGACUGUUUGUGGGUGCUAAGAGUAUCUGGAUUAUGAAGAUCGUGAUGGGUAUAUGCGCGCCCCUGGCUUGGCCGACCAGCAAGCUUCUGGAUUACUUCUUAGGAGAGGAAAUUGGAACACAUUACAAUAGAGAAAGGCUGAAGGAACUUGUCAGAGUAACAGACCAUGUGAAUGACCUUGACAAGGAGGAGGUGAACAUCAUCUCCGGAGCCCUCGACCUUCGGAAGAAGAAGGUCAAGGACGUCAUGACCAAGCUGAAGGACUGCUUCAUGCUGCCCAUCAACAGUGUGCUGGACUUUGAGACCAUGUCUGAGAUUGUUAAAUCUGGCUACUCCCGUAUCCCAGUCUACGAGGGCAGCCGCGGCAACAUCAUCACGGUGCUGUUCAUCAAGGACCUCGCCUUCGUGGACCCUGACGACAACACGCCGCUGCGCACUCUCUGCCAGUACUACCAGAACCCCUGCAACUUCGUCUUCGAAGAUGUCACUCUCGAUGUCAUGUUGAAGCAGUUUAAAGAAGGACACAAAGGUCACAUGGCAUUCGUCCAGCGCAUUGAGGAGGGUGACGGCGACCCGGUCUACGAGACCGUCGGUCUGGUGACCUUGGAGGACGUCAUCGAAGAGAUGAUACAAGCCGAGAUCGUGGACGAGACAGAUGUCAUCAGCGACAACCGCACCAAGAAGCGCCUGAUGCGCCCCCUCAACAAGUUCCAGGACCUGGCCGCCUUCGCUGGUCAUCAUGAGCACCAGCGCGUCCACGUGUCUCCACAGCUGGUGCUAGCCACCUUCCAGUUCCUGAGUACCAGUGUCGAGCCAUUCCGCUUCGACCACAUCUCGGAGACGGUCCUGCGUCGUCUGCUGAAGCAGGACGUCAUCCAGCACAUCAAGCUACGAGGAGACGAAGACAAGAACGACCCCAAGAGAUACGUCUUCUCUGAGGGGAAACCGGUGGACUACUUCGUGCUGAUCCUGGAGGGCCGCGUGGAGGUGACGGUGGGCCGCGAGAACCUCGUGUUCGAGGCCGGGCCCUUCACCUACUUCGGGGUCCAGGCCCUCACGCAGAACGUCGGCCUCGCGGAAGCCCCGGCCCCGUCGUCGCUGGGCUCGCUGCAGAACCUCAACAUGGACUCGAUGCUGCGCCACUCCUUCGUGCCGGACUACUCCGUCAAGGCCAUCGCAGAGUUAUACUACCUCACCAUCAAGAGAUCUAUGUACUUAGCUGCCAAACGCGCCACUCUUAUGGAGAAGGGCGUGCUCGGUAGGGGAGGGACCAACGAACAGAUAGAACCGGAAGUCGACAAGCUCCUACGCGAAGGCGAAAAUCGUAUUGAGGAGAUCAGAGAAGAUGCACCUUUGGGAGACAACGCUAAACCGUUCGUCCCGUCAUCAGCUAGUCCUCACACGAACGCUACCUUCAAGACAGCUGAGAAAGAACCGAAGAACCCAGAAGAAGAACGUCUUCUCAAGAAGUAAGACUUCUGAUCGACAGAAGCAAUGCAAAAGGUUUUAUAAAU